Messenger RNA from Rhizopus microsporus ATCC 52813, 859 nucleotides. RefSeq lists its product as uncharacterized. Lineage: Eukaryota; Fungi; Mucoromycota; Mucoromycetes; Mucorales; Rhizopodaceae. The transcript has 2 exons. The record is from RefSeq and is a predicted model, not a curated record. Bases 419 to 652 code for a protein of 77 amino acids.
CUAAAUUUAAACUGUCCUUUCUCUUCAGUAAAAGUAUUGAAGUACAUAAAGAAUAUGUAGGUUAUCCAGCUGAUCUACAGCAAUGUGUAUACACUCUUAUGACAACAAGCCUACUUUUCAUUCAAUUGCUGAUUAAUGCAUUCAACAUGAUCUAGUUUUAAUGUACAAACAUAUAUGUAUCCCCCCUUUCUCUCAUUCUCUCUCUCUCUCUCUUAUCGGAUCAGGCAUCAUGUGUGUAUGUUCCGAUGUUCUCUGAGCCACAGUUAGCGCCACUUUCAGGCAGUGUAACUUUUUGCCAAGAAAAUACAAAAAUAGACCAGGAAGGCCAAUCAGAUCAAUUGAGUAAAAGGAUUUAAAAAAGACGUGGAAUUUUUAAUUCCCUUUUUUCUCUACUUUCUAUUUUUCACACACAAAUAAUAUGGACCAGCAACAAAAGGGCUACUAUCCUCCUCCUCCACAAAACCAACAAUACUACGCCCCUCCUCCUCCUAAUCAAAGUGGUCAAUACUAUCAACAACCUUAUUAUCAACCUCAACCUCAACCUCAAACUGUGUAUGUUCAACAACAGCCACAGCAUAAAGAUGAUAGUUCAAUGUGUUUAGGAUGUCUGGCUGCAAUGUGUUUCUGUUGUGCUUUGGAUGCUAUUUGUUAAAACAAUGCCUCUUCCUUUUGUUGUACAUACACAUUUCUUCAUUCUUCCUCUUUUUUGCGAAUAAUAAUAAUACAUCCUAUUUCAGCUUCACCUUGGGGGUUUUUUUUUUUUAUCUUUGGAGCAUCUUUAAUGUUUGUUAAUUAAAUUUCAGUAAAGGGAUCGAGGCAAAGGGGGAAGGGAACGCCAUCUAUUGUAGGAAUUAAAAAA